Messenger RNA from Cicer arietinum (chickpea), 1032 nucleotides. RefSeq lists its product as uncharacterized. Lineage: Eukaryota; Viridiplantae; Streptophyta; Magnoliopsida; Fabales; Fabaceae. The record is from RefSeq and is a predicted model, not a curated record.
AUCUUCCCCCAUCAAGAUUCUAAAGGUUUUCUUUAAUAAGAUACAAUCUUCAGCAAAAUCACAUGUGCAUGAUUUAAGAUUAAGUUGGUAUUAAAAUAUUCACAAAAAGUACAACUGAGAUACUAGACAAUCUUAUACAAUACAUGGAUCGCAUCAUGGAAAUUGAAAACCAUUUCCUAUUCACUUUUUUCACACUAUAUAAUACAUGGAUCGCAUAGAACAACUCAAACACAAACUCAAACUCAAACAAACAUCUUAAUUUCCUCUCUAUUUUUCAAGCUAAAACACAUAACUAGACACAUUACUACUAUUCUCAAAUUUUCAAUGGAUCCAUCCCAUGCUUACUUCAGCUGUGAAGUGAGAAUAAUUCAAGCUAGAAACACUGAAUCCAUCAAAUCUACGAAAAACUUGUUUGCAAGGUUGUAUCUUCCUACAGGAAACAACAAAAGAAUUCAACUCAACACCAAAAAUGUUUCAACCAAAUCAGUACCCUUUUGGAACGAGUCUUUUAAUCUAGAUUGUUCGUGUCCUCAUGAAUUCUUAGAAAACCUUAAACAACAAAGCUUAGUGUUGGAGCUGAGGCAAAGGAAGAUGUUGGGGUCACAUCUUGUUGGAAAAGGUGAGAUUCCAUGGAAGGUGAUACUUGAAUCACAAAACAUGGAAUUGAAAAAAUGGUUGAAGAUGGAUUUGGUGAGUGGAAGUGAUUGCAAAGAGGGUAUGUUGAAAGCACCUGAAGUUGAAGUGGAAAUUAAGAUAAGAGUGGCUUCGAUUAUUGAGAUGGAGAAGCAGAAUAGAAAGAUGUUGAAUAAUUGGAAUGAGUGUGGAUGCAAAAAUGGACAUGAUCCCAAUGUUUGGUGUUGUGCUGAAGAUUGUCAUAUAUUUGCAUUUGGUGCAGCUUUGGAGGCUUUUUGAUUUAAUUUAAUGCAAGAUUAAUAUGCAUGUAAAUAUAUAUGCACUAACAUCAACUAAUUAAUUUGCUUAUUAUUUAUAAACAGUGAACAAUUGAUUCUAUAUGAUUAGAGUUUCCUUCUC